This is a messenger RNA of Pangasianodon hypophthalmus (striped catfish), 1769 nucleotides long. It is a transcript of the gene rab1ab, whose product is annotated as RAB1A, member RAS oncogene family b. Gene Ontology annotation, molecular function: GTP binding; GTPase activity. NCBI's taxonomy places the organism in Eukaryota, Metazoa, Chordata, Actinopteri, Siluriformes, Pangasiidae. Bases 149 to 757 code for a protein of 202 amino acids. The transcript has 6 exons. The record is from RefSeq and is a predicted model, not a curated record.
GGUUUCAAACGAGGAGCCUCUGGUCUGAGGGAGUAGCUAGCCGGAUAGUUACUUUUUUAAUCGGAGGAGAUUUGUUGUUUCUGCUUCGUUUAAGCCGACCGAAGUGUUAUUUAAGAAGAGGAGUUACUUUCACAGUAUCAAAUCCACGAUGAAUCCUGAAUAUGACUAUUUAUUCAAGCUGCUCUUGAUUGGGGACUCCGGUGUUGGAAAGUCUUGUCUUCUCCUCCGAUUUGCAGAUGACACAUACACAGAAAGCUACAUUAGCACUAUUGGUGUGGACUUCAAAAUAAGAACUAUAGAAUUAGAUGGAAAGACCAUCAAACUUCAAAUCUGGGACACAGCAGGGCAGGAGAGGUUUCGCACAAUCACGUCGAGCUACUAUAGAGGAGCACACGGCAUUAUUGUAGUCUACGAUGUUACAGACCAGGAGUCCUUCAAUAAUGUUAAACAGUGGCUACAGGAAAUAGAUCGCUAUGCCAGUGAAAAUGUAAACAAGUUAUUGGUGGGCAACAAGUGUGACUUGACAACAAAAAAAGUGGUGGACUACACAACGGCAAAGGAAUUUGCUGACUCCCUUGGAAUCCCUUUCCUGGAAACUAGUGCUAAGAACGCCACCAAUGUGGAACAGGCCUUCAUGACCAUGGCUGCUGAGAUCAAGAAGCGAAUGGGACCUGGAGCAACAGCUGGAGGCACGGAGAAGUCCAACGUGAAGAUUCAGAGCACUCCCGUGAAGCCUGCGUCUGGGGGCUGCUGCUGAGGGCGCCAUGCUCCUCUACCAAAAAGUCCCAGAAACCCAAGCAACAAGGCCCAACAAUACCAGAGAAACAGAACUAGACCACUUAUUUCCACAGAGACAAGGGUGAGAUCAAGAGACAGGAAACAACUUAAGUUGCCUAAAUUGUACUGUAUGUAGCCGCACUACCAACAAAACCAUAGAAGAAUCUUCAACCUUCCCGGCUCCCCCCCUUUUAAACAUGUUAACAGGUCAGAUAUUUGGUAAUGGUCUGGGGCUGCAUUGAACCACCCCUACAUCUCCCCCCCUCCCCGGCCCCAGGCAAGACAGAAUUCAUUUUCACACAACUGUGUGUCUGUGUGCAGGUUUCUAAGGAAUAUUGUGUGUAUUUCUCACUGCAUUUCACUGCAUUCCUACUGCAGGGCUACUGUGGUCAAAAUACAAUGACUCCUUUUUUUUUUUUUUUUUUUCCUUUCCUUUUGGUUUCUUAUAUUUUCUGUGUUGAUUAUUUUACUGUUAAUAUCAGCAUGUGUAGGUUUUUGUCCCCAUAUACGGUGAUUUGCCAAUCUGCAUUUUAACCAACUGCACAACAGUGGCUGUCCAAUGUCAAAAAGUCUAGUGAAAUAUAUGUACAUAUACAUUAUGUAUAUAUAUGUAAGAUCGAAUUGCCAGUUCUGUAGAAAUAAAGACAUUAUCGAAGUAGUUUUACUUUUAAAUCUUUUGUAUUUACUUUGUGGCUUGUACUUUUGUCGCGCUACAUGUAACAUUUAACAAACAAGUAAAAAUAAAUAUUGUACCACCACACUGUACAAUAUCAGAUAUGUUUGCAAUUCUUGAUAGAACAUGGAGACCAUGUAUGUGUUCUGAUUAUUUAUUCAACAUUUAUAUGGGAAAAGAUAACUGUUCCUAAUGUAAUCUAAAAUCAGUUUCAAGUUAGCCAUUACCUGUGGAAUAUCUUGCAAGUGGCCCAACUGCAUAUAUAUAAAACACUAUGUUCUCAUUUUUCAUAAUAAAGACAACUGAAGUCCGCUUUGAA